AUGGGCCGCGGCGGUGCGUGCGGCGUCGCCUCACUCUUCUUGGCGGUGGCAGUGGCGGCGGCGGCCUGCUGCGCGGCGGCGGCGCAGGAGCCCAACACGGACGCCUACUUCGUCGCGCGCUUCUACGCCAAGAUGGGCCUCGCGGCGCCGCCGUCGGGCGCCGGCGCGGUGUGCUCCUGGCCCGGGGUGUCGUGCGACGGCGAGGGGCGGGUGCUGGCGUUCGCCGCCGCCGGGAUGGGCCUGUCGGGCCCCAUCCCGGAGGACACGGUGGGGAAGCUCGCCAGGCUGCGCUCGCUGGAUCUCAGCGCCAACCGCCUCACCGCGCUCCCCAACGACCUCUGGGAGCUGGGCGCCUCGCUGCGGACCCUCAACCUCUCCCGCAACGCCUUCUCCGGCGCGCUGCCGCCGGCGCUCGGCUCCAUUACCGGCCUGCAGGUCCUCAACGCCAGCCACAACCAGUUCCAAGGCCAGGUCCCUAGCGCCGGGGGGAGCCUCGUCUCCAUGGAUCUCUCCGGCAAUGCGCUGGACGGCGACCUGCCUGAACUGUCGCCGCUGCGGUCGCUGGCCUACCUCAACCUGUCCGGCAACCAGCUCCGCGGCUCCAUUAUCGGGGCGUUCCAGGAGCAGUUGAGGGUCAUAGACCUUAGCAACAACCGCUUCUCGCGGUUGAAUUUUAGCAGUGGGUAUUCUGGUACGUCCCUCAUGUACCUCGACCUGUCAAGUAACGAGCUUCUCGGGGAAUUCGGCCUCCCUGGCCGGUUCCGGAACCUGAGGCACAUGAAUCUUGCAUUCAACCAGUUGUCCACGAACAAUUUGCUGGCGUCCAUUGGUGAGAUUUCUUCAUUGGAGUAUGUCAAUCUGUCAAGCACUGGGUUGCAUGAGCGAAUCCCUGGGGUGUUGGCUUCCCGGUUGGUUGGCUUACAUGUGCUGGAUUUGUCACGGAACAAUGUCAGCGGGGUAGUGCCGGACAUGAGCGCUUUGCCGCUGCGGGUGCUGGACCUGUCGGUGAACAACCUCACUGGGGAAAUCCCCGUGUCACUGGUCAAGAAAUUGGUGUCAAUGGAUCGAUUCAACUUCUCAUACAACAAUCUCACCGUCUGCGCCUCCGAGCUCUCCCCGGAGGCGUUUGCAGCCGCAUUUGCUAGGUCCAGGAAUGACUGCCCGAUUGCUGUAAACCCGGACAGCAUCAAGAAAAAUGGGGGGCACCGCAAGGGGAUGAAGUUGGCGCUGGCCAUUGUGCUCACGCUCUUCUUCUCGGUUCUUGCAUUGCUUUGCUUGGCACUUGUGUGCAGGAAGCCGAGGAAGAAGAGGGGUGACACAUUUCCCGUUGAUAAGCAGCCAUCGUCAUUCAAAGACGAGCCUGGGACAUCAGGGCCAUUUGCGUUCCAGACUGAUUCCACAACUUGGGUUGCCGAUGUCAAGGUUGCCACAUCCGUUCCAGUUGUCAUAUUUGAGAAGCCAUUGCUGAGCUUCACCUUCGCCGACCUCUUGGCAGCCACAUCAAACUUUGACAGGGGAACUUUGCUGGCAGAUGGGAGAUUUGGGCCAGUGUACACAGGGUUCCUCCCUGGUGGAAUUCAGGUUGCUGUGAAGGUGUUGGUCCAUGGUUCGGCAAUGGCAGAUGAGGAUGCAGCGAGAGAGCUUGAGCGGCUGGGACGGAUCAAACAUUCUAACCUGGUUCCUUUGACCGGCUACUGCUUAGCAGGAGGCCAAAGAAUCGCGAUAUAUGAGUACAUGGAGAAUGGCAAUUUGCACAACUUGCUGCAUGAUUUGCCACUAGGCUUGCAGACCACUGAAGACUGGAGCACCGACACAUGGGAGGACAACAAUGGUGGCGUGGCCACUGAAAACAUCACCCCAGAGGGCACUGCUGCAUGGAGGUUCCGACACAAAAUCGCACUAGGCGCUGCAAGGGCACUGGCGUUCCUCCACCAUGGUUGCAUUCCGCAGAUCGUCCACCGGGAUGUGAAGGCAAGCAGCAUCUACUUUGACUAUGCAAUGGAGCCAAGGUUGUCUGAUUUCGGCUUGUCAAUGAUCGCCGGGACUAGCACAGACGGCGACCAUUCCCCUGGCUAUGUGCCGCCGGAGUUCUCCGACCCAGAGAACGCCACGGCGACAUCGAAGUCCGACGUUUACAGCUUCGGCAUCGUGCUGUUUGAGUUGAUCACCGGCAAGAAGCCGCUGGGUGAUGAGUACCCUGACCAGAAGGAGGCAAGCCUGGUGAGCUGGGCAAGGGCAAUGGUGAAGGCAAACCAAGGGUCGAGCAUCAUCGACCCCAAGAUCCGCGACACGGGACUGGAGAGGCAGAUGGAUGAGGCACUGAGGGUCGCCUACCUCUGCACCGCCGAGCUGCCAUCCAAGAGGCCAACCAUGCAACAGAUCGUUGGCCUAUUAAAGGACAUUGAGCCUAGAGUAGCAGAUGAGAACUGA
Messenger RNA from Triticum turgidum subsp. durum (durum wheat), 2430 nucleotides. The record is from the annotation of a GenBank genome assembly. NCBI's taxonomy places the organism in Eukaryota, Viridiplantae, Streptophyta, Magnoliopsida, Poales, Poaceae.